Messenger RNA from Meloidogyne enterolobii, 855 nucleotides. NCBI's taxonomy places the organism in Eukaryota, Metazoa, Nematoda, Chromadorea, Rhabditida, Meloidogynidae. The record is from the annotation of a GenBank genome assembly.
AUGAAGGAAGGCCAAACAAGUUUUUGUGCCGGUUUAUUAAAUCGAACAGCCACAAAACAAUUCCAAUGUGAACGUGUACUUGGACGUUUCCAAUCUUAUUUACUUGAAAAAAGUUCAACUGGGGGUGGUCAACUCUUCUCCUCCCAUCCAUCUACACAAUCUUCUUCUAUACAAUCUUUACAACUACAACAAACAUUAAUUGCUGUUAAAUUAAUUAUAGCAACAUUAAUAGCUAUUUGUGCAGUUUCACAAUUUUGUGCUGGAAUUGUUUUAUUUGGCUAUUCUGCUAGAGCUAAUAAUUUUCGAUUAACUACAGCACAUAUGAAUUUAUUUUUUGGCUUUGGACUUAUACUUCUUUGGCCUAUACAUACAAGCUAUUGUUGCCCUCUCUUCUUUCUAUAUCUUCUACCUAUUAUAGGAAUAUAUUCACUUCUUUUUGCUUUACUUCCACUUCCACCUGUUGGACAUCCACUUCGACAAUUUUUUGCAAUUGUUGGCGCCGCCUUUGGCACUUUAUUAACAUCUUUAGCAACAUUUUCCCUCCUUUGUUGGGGAUAUAAUCCAACCUCAGAGGAGCUACGUGGACCACCUUUUCUCCCUCAAGAAAAGCCUGUACUUAAUUAUAUUAAAAGAAAACCAGCUACAGAACUUGGAUUUCUUCGAUUUUGUAAUUACCCUGAAUGGUUAUAUGCAAAUUGUGAGAGAGUAUUAGACUUUUCUUUUCCUUAUUUAGAUUGGAAUGGAGAACAGGUAUUCCAAGAGAAAAUAAUUAUUCGUUUGGCAAUUCAUUGUUUGUUGGCUAUUUGUUCUUUGGGACUUUUCCUUUUAUUUAUUGGGGAUGCUUUUUGUUCUUAA